CACUUUGUACUGGUCUGCAGCUUCAGACACUGAAAUAAUCAUUCCAUUUGUGUCAGAGUUGGUCUGUGCCAGUUGAAGGCAGGAUAACAACUCAUCCUGUUUGUUUGGGCUUUUGAGGAUUUAUAAGAUGCAAAAUAUUAUGUGCUUCAAGAACAGCAGUGAUGUCAGCCAGAUUUCUCUUGGUCAGCCUACCCAGGCCAAACUGGCUCCCUGGUGGAUCGGAUCUCAACCACUCUAUGGAGAACCCUUCAGUAAAUUCAAGAAUUUGUCUGGGGAACAUACCAGUGUGGAUGGCUCAUUAACAGGUGCUUCUGGGCAAGUGCACCAUGCUGUUGAUCGCAAGAUGGGUUCAUGCCAGCCAAUAGAAGAGAAAGGGAAUGGAUGCGGUGAUCCUCCCAAGUUCCUGAUUAUUCCUGACAAGGAUUCAGAAAAGCCUCAGAGAACUCAGCAGCAUUCUACUAUCAUCUCUCUACAAUCCCCAUCUGACUUUCACGGUCGUUUUGAGCUAGGACUUGGUCAAUCAGUGGCUUGCUCAAAUUAUCCGUACAUGGAUCAAUGCUAUGGCCUCUUUACAACUCAUGGAGCUCAAGCAAUGCAUGGACGGAUGCUUCUGCCACUGAAUAUGACAGCUGAAACACCCAUAUACGUUAAUGCUAAACAAUUCCAUGGAAUCAUUAGGCGGAGGAAAGCUCGUGCUAAAGCAGAGAUGAAGAACAAACUGGUCAAAAUCAGGAAGCCAUAUCUCCACGAGUCACGCCAUCUACAUGCAAUGCGGCGUCCAAGAGGAUGUGGUGGCCGUUUCCUGAACACCAAAAAGGAUGCGGAUGUUCAAAAUGUUAAAAGUGAUAACCACAACAAUGGCAAGCAUUUAACUCGGCCUGCAAUCACAUCUCCGAGCUCUGAAAUUCUUCAGUCUGAUAGCGGAAACCUUAACUCAGCUAGCUGCGGCUCAUGUAUAUCCCGAUCAGAGGUGACCAGCAUGUAUUCGCAGGGAAAAAAUGAUCACUUCCAUGUGAUUGAGCAUCUCCGUCCAUCCCUUUACCUCCCUCUAGCAAACAUGAUUGUCGGAGACCGCAGCUCAGUCAUCCUUUCCAAGUGGGGAACAUCAGCUGAUGGCUGCUGCGACCUCCUGAAGGUCUGAGGCACCAAACUUGCUGCAGCCAGAUGGAAGAGCUAGCUGCAAUAGCAGUGAUGCUGCUUUAUGCGGCUUGUUCUUGUUGGGGGAUAGUCCCUGCUGCUGUCUGGUUAUUCUGAUAGGCAAUUCAUUCUUGGCUUUUAUCUGCAUUGAGGUAUAUUUCUUUCUUAUCACUGAUAUUGAAGAAAAUCCUCACUGCUCUGUAUAAUGACUUACUAUAUAGCAGUAGUAGACUUUGGCUCUUUUGCUUCCAUUAGUAGUAAUCUGUGUGAAAGAAUAAGAGGUCCAACUGUUAGGGCUGUCUGUGUCUCUGAGUGGUACUCAUAGCAGCUAUGGUGCUGCUCACUUUGUGCUUGUUUGUGUUAGGAUUUAUUACUGUUUGUUUGAAACUGCAAUCUUUGCUUCUAGUAUUGCAUUGUUAAGCAUCUCUUUGAGA
Messenger RNA from Phalaenopsis equestris, 1571 nucleotides. RefSeq names its product nuclear transcription factor Y subunit A-7-like. NCBI's taxonomy places the organism in Eukaryota, Viridiplantae, Streptophyta, Magnoliopsida, Asparagales, Orchidaceae. Gene Ontology annotation, cellular component: CCAAT-binding factor complex. The coding region runs from base 128 to 1141 and encodes 337 amino acids. The transcript has 6 exons. Gene Ontology annotation, molecular function: DNA-binding transcription factor activity, RNA polymerase II-specific; RNA polymerase II cis-regulatory region sequence-specific DNA binding. Gene Ontology annotation, biological process: regulation of transcription by RNA polymerase II. The record is from RefSeq and is a predicted model, not a curated record.